CUCAAGAUUUCCGCAGGUGCUGCCGCUAAGCAAGGCGUUAUACUGACCGCGGUUCUCGCCGGCGGUACGGCCACUGGCGCGGCGGCCGACACGAGCCCCGGCGGGCACGGGGGGACCGGCGCCACGUGGGCGGUGCGGAGGAACGGCCGCCUCCCGGGGCGGGGUUUUCUGCGUCGUGGCUUAAGUCGGCGCGGGGCGGCGAGCCGGCGUGCCGCCAUGCCGUUCCCGGUGUUGUGGGUUCUAGCGCUGCUGACGCCCGCCGUGGCGGCGGUGACGGAGCUGGGAGGCUGCGGACCGUGCGACGCCGCGCGGUGCCCGGCGCUGCCGCCGCGGGGCUGCCCGCUGGGCCGGGUGCGGGACGCCUGCGGGUGCUGCUGGCAGUGCGGGCGCGGCGAGGGCGAGGCGUGCGGCGGCUCCGGCUUUGGCGGCGGGCGUUGCGCCGCCGGGCUGGAGUGCGUGAAGAGCCGCAAGCGCCGUAAGGCGAAGGGCGGCCCGGGCCCCGCCGCCGCCUCCGGCCCCGCCGCCCCGGUCGGCGUGUGCGUGUGCAAGAGCCGCUACCCGGUGUGCGGCAGCGACGGGCUCACCUACGGCAGCGGCUGCCAGCUCCGCGCCGCCAGCCUGCGCGCACAGAGCCGCGGCGAGCCCGCCAUCAGCCAGCGCAGCAAGGGAGCCUGCGAGCAAGGACCCUCCAUUGUGACCCCUCCUAAGGACAUCUGGAAUGUGACAGGAGCACAGAUCUACCUGAGCUGUGAAGUCAUUGGCAUCCCAACACCUGUCCUCAUCUGGAACAAGAUCAUUCAAGGACAGUAUGGUAUCCAGAGAAUGGAGCUUCUGCCUGGCGACCGAGAAAAUCUGGCUAUUCAGACCCGAGGAGGUCCUGAGAAACAUGAAGUGACCGGCUGGGUACUGAUAUCUCCUCUGAGCAAAGAAGAUGCUGGAGAAUAUGAGUGUCAUGCAUCAAAUGCCAAAGGAGAGGCAACAGCUUCUGCAAAAAUUCAUGUUGUGGAAACUCUGCAUGAAAUAGCCCUGACAAAAGAUGAUGGUGCAGAGCUGUGAUCUGAGGACUUUCACUUAUGCACCGUUUUAAGUUAGUAUUUUGGAAAGCUGCAGCCUCAGGCUUUUUCUAGCUCACUAAUCAUUCUCUUACCUCCUUUAUUCUUCGAUUACCCAUUUGCUUGCACACUUCCUUUGCAGAUAUACAAAUAAAGAGAUUCACGAGUUCAAUUACAAAUUUUAAUUCUAUUUACAGGAAAUAAACAUACUUUUAAAGAGCAUACAGCUGAUGAGUAAGACUAUUUUAAACACAACCUACACGAAAUUAAACAAAAUCUGCAUACUUCAGUCUCACAUUUUAAAAAAACCUCUUUAAGAAGCUAAACACUCAUCAUCCGAGGUGCAAUACUCAUAGACAUCAGCUCUUGGAAGAGGAGUUUGCAGGCGUAGGGCAUUCGAACCAAAGAUAUCUGGGAAGAGAUUUCAAGAGUUGUGAGUGAUUGAUAAGCACUCCUAAAGCAUCAACUAACUACCCAGCUUGAGUCAAGUUUUUUGACUGAUUUUUGGAUGUUUGGAAGUUUUUUUGAAUGACUCUAUCAAACUGAAAGAGGGUGCAUUUAAGUUGGAUAUAAAGAAAAAAGUGUUUUUACAGUGAGGGGGGUGAGAUGAGGCAAUUGCACAAAUCUCCCAGAGUUGGUGGAAGCCCCAUUCCUGGAGACAUUAAAAGCCAGGCUUGAUGGGGCUCUGAGCAACCUGAUGUAGUUGUUCCUGUUCAAUGCAGAGGAGUUGGACUAGAUGGCCUUUAAAGGUCCCUUCCAACUCUGUGGAUUCUAUGAUUCUGAAUCAGGCAUGAGAGCAUUUAACACGGAUUGGUUAAGGACAGCAAUAAAGCAAGAGGAAAGCAGAGACAGGCUAUAGAGUCUACAAAACAGCUAUCCAGAAUUAACUUUUUCAACAGGAAAAAAAAAGGCAGCCAGGGGAUUUGAUCUUCAAUAAAAAUAAUUUAAACAGGGGCACAUUUGCACAGCAAAGCAUGCCUCCUAUGCAGUAACUACAGUUAAGAUUUCCAGCAUAUGUCCCUACAAGCAGCAGUCAGUUCCCAGCACACCAACAAACCUAUUUAAAGUGAUUCUUUUUAUCUCUGCUGCCAAUCUGCCUUGACACAGCUCUUUAGCUAUGCACACACUAUAGAACAAACACUAUAAAUAAUACUGUACGAAAAAAAGCACAUGCUAUAAAUAAUCAUGAAAAGAAGUGCUACACAAAAGACCUUCCCAUGGGAACCCCAAUCUCAGGCAUAAAGUAUCUGCAUGGGGACAACCACAGUUCUAAAUUCCAGCAAUUUGGAGUCUUACUGUUUAAUAUUCUAAAAAUAAGCUCUCCAACUGCUCACUUUUGAAAUCUCUCCACUGCAAAAUAGUUGAGCAGCAUUUCCUGCCAAGUGACGGUCCAACAGUCUAACAGGAAACAUCCGAAUCAACUAGGACACUGUAAACAAGUAAGUAGCUAUGAAGCUAAAGAAGCACUUGUUCUCAUGUUUCUUUAAACAUUUUCAUUUAAACAUAACUAACUUCUCCCUUCUGCUGUUCACGGGAGUCAUAUUUCCUCUGAGUCACUGAAUGGUGAAGCCCACACUUACCUGUGUUUUAUUUCGGCAUCCUCGGCAUUCGUACGUGUGAGUCCUUGUGUUUGCAAUUGCCAUGAUCCCACAGAGGUUACACACGUGGACUUGGUACGGGUCUGAUGCCUCAAACAACCUCUCUCUCAAGAACUGGGCUGCUCCAUGGGCAAUCUGACAAUCUCGUUCCAUUUCUCCAAAACGAAGGCCACCAUCACUAGGUACAAAAAAAAAAACAAAACAACUUGAGUUCUCUGGCACCAUACAUCAGUGCUUGUUGCUACAACAAGUAACCUGACAGAGACGGAACAGCAAUAUUCCAAGGCAGGAGUAAAUCUGGGCAUUAAUUUUCCCCCACAAAUAGAAAUGUUGUAAGUAAAUGCUAACACAACAUUGUUAACUGCUGGGGGCACAUGGCUAAGUAUUGGUAAAGCAGCUAUCAGAUACCAUACAGAUAGAGCACAACACUAUAUAGCAAAGUGAUGAAAACCAUUAAAUCAUCCUCUGCUCCUCUAUGCUGGUUUUGACACAGAGACAAUCACAUACCCAUUACUAUGAUAGGUAAGACAGACCCAACUUGGCAAUUUUUUUUUUUUUUUUUUCCAAAACAGCAAGACAACAAGAAACUAUGACAACACUGAAAACAAUUUCUUCCCUCCUAUCCCUUCUUCUCUGGCACAACAUCACUCCUUUGCUUCUGGAUUUUCUUUAUACUUCCUCCUCCUCUACAAGUAGAACACUUGGUUUCUGCUUCUCCUUCCUUCUCAGACUGUUCCAACAUGCAUCUUCCCAGCAGACCUCUGUUCUCCACUAGCUGCUGUAGCAUAGCUGCCUUCCGUGGGGCACAGUCCUUCUGGAACAGACUGCUCCAGCAGCCACAGUUCCCGACAGACUACACACUCCAGUGUGGGCUUCUCUCCACAGAAGCAGCAACUAAAGACUCCAAAGGGAAGAGUGUAUAGAAAAUAAUAAACAUCCUUACCGAGAUCUUCCUUCCAUGGGCUGUCUGUUAAGUAUCUGGAUGGGCCCUCUUGCACGAGAAUGGAUUUUGUCAUCUACCAUGUGCUUCAGCCGCUGAUAAUAUGUAGGACCAAUGAAGAUCUGUGAUGUGAUUUUUCGCCCAGUGAAGCCAUUGUAGAGGACCUAAAGCAGUCAAUGCAGUCACUGAACCAUAAGCCUUACUGUCUGCCAAACGUAUUAAAAAUACAAUGAAUUGA
Tympanuchus pallidicinctus (lesser prairie-chicken) is the source of this 3828-nucleotide messenger RNA. It is a transcript of the gene IGFBP7, whose product is annotated as insulin like growth factor binding protein 7. Lineage: Eukaryota; Metazoa; Chordata; Aves; Galliformes; Phasianidae. Gene Ontology annotation, molecular function: insulin-like growth factor binding. The transcript has 5 exons. Gene Ontology annotation, cellular component: extracellular region. The annotation marks the transcript as partial. Gene Ontology annotation, biological process: regulation of cell growth; regulation of signal transduction. The record is from RefSeq and is a predicted model, not a curated record.